AUGUCGGGAUCUACGAAGUUCUUUGGCGGUAAGCUAUUUAUCAAGUACUUUGAGUUUAAAAGCAAGCAAGCAGUCGAUUCCUUCUACUAUAGUGGGUCCACACUUGAUCUCCGGAGCAAGUUUUCCAGUCUCACUCAAAUACUUGCCGUGAGUUCGUUCAUAUUAUUCGUCAUUAUUGAUGUGUUUCCUGCUUGGGUAUAUGGAAGUCUUGAUAUUUUGGCGAAAACCAUAAUUGCCGCUGAAUUGAUUGGUUCUUCUACGAGCAACUUGACGGUUGUUUCCAGCAGUAACAGUCAUGCUACUCAACAACAACAGAACAAUGGAACCCCGUACUACACGAGUCCCUCAUCCAAUACACAAGGCCAAACUAGCAAACCACACACCAACCAGAUUUUGAAUAACGAUUACCUAAAAGUCUUAAGUUACUUCCUUUUGGUGGUGAGUCUUGAUUCCCUACAACAAAGAUUGGACUUUCAAUUGAUCUUGAAAUGCUUCAGUCAGCUUGAUUUUGAGCCUUUGAUUUCCACAAAAGUUUUCCACUCAUACUUACGGCGUCCUCAGUCCUCUUUCUUUACUGGAAGAUUCCCGGACAUCAGUAAGAUCGUAUCGAGUGCUACUCCCAGCCCAAAACUACUAGGGAUCCUACUAAAGUACUUUUAUUAUGAAUUAUGCAUAAAUGUUAUCAUUGUCAAGUUUGAGCCGAUAUUUUCAAUAAUCGGAUUAAAGAGAAUUUCAAAUAAUUUUGAUCACUUGAACAAUUUGAAUCCUAACAUCCCUAUAAGAAACAAAAACUUCAAAGAAGACCCCAUUUUAAUAAGCAAAACCAAUAGCAUUGUUGACUUCCCUCUGAUUCCUGUGAUCUCGUUAAAGUCGACAGAAUUGAAUAACAAAUUAGUCGAUGUUCCAAUUAAAAGGUAUGUGACUGAUUCCAAGAUCAAUUUCCAAAAGACUAACUCCAUUUCAGGUAAGAAUUUUGAGAUCUUUGUGUUAAAGACUUUUACAAAUAAGAAGGUCUCGUCUACAUCUAACAAUAUUAGAGUUAACAAGAAUUCAAAUUCAACCUUAAUAAUCGACAAAAGUGUAUCAAUAAUUCAACCCGUCUGGUCUCUUUUAGCAGUAUUGAAGAUCUUGUUCAAGAACUCCAAUUUGUUUCAAGGCAAACCCAAUGAUCAGAAUGAAUCUCAUUAUGAACUUGAUUCUUCGUUAUCGAGACCAAACAAGUUGCUUCUUGCUCCUGAAUACAUUGAUAGCUCGAGAGUACUUUUCAGAUCUAUUAAUGCCGAACUGAAAAUUCCUACCAACAUCAAAAUUGACUUGAAUGACUUGGAAUGGGAUUACUUUAAGGUUUAUGGUAAUUUUUUGUUAAUCUAUGCCUUGUCUCCCCUUUCUCAAUUUGAAAUAACAAUUCUGAACUCCAAGGAAGAGACUAUUGCUAAUCUUUUGAUCAGUACCCCCUCCGACGAGAAAUCUAUCAUAAGAGAAUCAAAAUCCCUUUCAUCUGUGGAAACUUUAAAGCUUAGCUUGAAAUCUACGUUGAAAAGUCUUGAAAAAAUGAAAAUAGAAUUAAAAGAAUUCAAGAAAGAAGAAAACAAAAGACAAGGGGAAGCAAAAAAGAAUAAUGAAUUAUUGUUAGAAAAAAUCCUGAAAACCUCGAACCACGAUGAACAAAACCUCAAGAAAAUCAAAAUUUUAAAGCAAUCUGUAAAGCAAUUUGAAAUUGACAUUGCCAAUUUGGAAGAUGAAAUCAAACAAGCAUCUCAAGUUGACUUAGAUCUAAAUGAUUCUGCUUUGUGGAAGGAUAUUGAAAGUUUGCAAGACGAAAUCUCCAAACACGAAGGUUUAAUUGAGGAAAUCAACUGCCGCUUAAAGGAAACUGAAGAAAUGAAAGUGCAAAACUCUCAGAAACUUGAUAAGUUGGUUUUGAAAGCCUAUGAUAUUAGUUCCGAGGCUGAGAGCCAUUUGGAGGAAGUUGACAGCUUUAGAACAGGAGUAUUAAAGAAAUUGGGGAGAAAGAUUGCCAGAUUCAAUGAAGGUUUUGAUUCGAUUAUUCCUCAUAUCCAAGCAGACUACCUGGAGCUCUCCAAGUCAUUGGAUGCUUUGAAGAAGUCUCAUGGAAUUACUAUGAACUCUCAAAACUAG
This is a messenger RNA of Yamadazyma tenuis ATCC 10573, 2139 nucleotides long. Lineage: Eukaryota; Fungi; Ascomycota; Pichiomycetes; Serinales; Debaryomycetaceae. The record is from RefSeq and is a predicted model, not a curated record.